Molecule: messenger RNA, 1023 nt
Organism: Miscanthus lutarioriparius
Lineage: Eukaryota; Viridiplantae; Streptophyta; Magnoliopsida; Poales; Poaceae
Source: the annotation of a GenBank genome assembly
AUGUCGGUGAAGGCCGUCGAGGGCAACGGCGCUGUAGUAAAUAUGAUCAUGGCUCGUUUUGAUAAGUUAGAGGGGAAAACGACCGAUGGCAAUCAAUCGGGUGUUGCUUCUUUUUCUAAACAACCUGAGUUUGGCAUGCCUUUAAAUUUUUAUGAGAACCAAGGAUUAUAUGCAGUAGCAAACAAAGGCAAAUCAGCCCCUUCGGCAUUUGAAACUGAUAAGGCCGGUUUUGUCGGUGUUACUCGAUCUUCACAAUUGGUUAUCUAUGAUCGAAAUUUAGCUCGAAACACACAAACCAAUCAAAGAUCAGUAACAAACCGAGCUUCGGUGGGGCAAAACACGGUUCUUCCUAACCCACCAAAGUCACCAAGUCAAAUCCCUAUGCUUGAUAAUACACCUACUGCUCCUACUACCAAUUUUAAUGAAACUUUGAAUUGGUUUAGAGAGGAAUUGUCUAAAUCACUUGAGGAGAGUUUGGAUGUGCAAAUCAAGCCUGGUAGGAAUACAUAUCGCAAAUUGUACCCUUUGCAUUUUGAUUUCAUGAAAGCACCUGAUGGGUGGAGGGUACCUGAUUUUAAUAAAUUUAGUGGUGAUGAUAGGGCUCCCGCUAUUUUGAUUUGUCCAGAGCAAGCCGAUAAAGCUAAAGGCAAGAAUGUGAUUAUCGACGAACCACGUGCAGCACCGAAUGUCGAAAAGAAUUCAUGGUGCAAGGUUGUUCUUGAGAAGGAUGAUGAAGGCAAGAAUAAGUUGAAGAUCACCGCUGGAUCAACACAAUAUUUGAGAAGGCAGCGGUGGUACAAAAUAGCGACGGCACAACAGAGGCCGGCUAGGCCGAGUCCACCAGUCAGCCAAGCUGACUCCACCAUAGAGCCAGCCAAGUCGGCUGAGCCAAUUGCCCUAGUCGGCUUAGCCGACUCCCCUGGUUCCAGCAGCCCGAGUUAUUCCGGUGUUCGUGUUUUGCGCACGUUUGUUCCACAGAGGCCUGAGAUUGGCACUUGGAAGACAAAUGAGAAGAAGAACUAG